AUGGUACGCAACGCCCGACAGAGUCAUCAGGCCCAGCCUGUGGUUACCGGGCGUGACUCGUGGCUGGAUCCUAUGCAUGUGAGGACCUCAUCCAUGAAUAUCGAUGAUUAUGAAGCUUCUUCCUUGAUGGAUCGAAGUGUGAUUGAACCAGAGGCCCUUGCAGGAGGUAACCGAGAACUCCUGGUCAUCUGUGAAGCAGAACAGCGUGACGGUGUGGUUGCAGCAAACAGACUGAGAUCCUGUGGAGCGGAGGCAUCCAUCUGCCUGGACAUCGUGUGGUGUAACAGUGUUUGCCCGGGUGACAACACAGGGUCGGCUCCUGUUGUCAUGGGAAAGGACCUACAAACUCCCGGGGAUCUUAUCAUAUAUUCUCUGGAAGACCUUAAAGGAUGUGACUUUAAGAGAUUCAGGAACAAAUUGUCUGAUUUCACCUAUGGAGAUAAAAGUCCCAUCCCCCGAGGAAGACUGGAACAUGCAGACUGGAUCACCACCAAGGACAUCCUGAUAGACGCAUACGGAGAAGAAGGGGCUCUGGAUGUCACAAUUAAAGUCUUUACACUGAUCAGUCUGUUGGGACCCGCAAAUGACCUCCAGGAGGGGAGAGCACAAAAUGCCAAACUGAAGAAGAUGACGUAUGACAACAGGUUAUCAGACCUAGGAAAGGAAUACAGAGGGUCUGUGAAAGAGAUCUUUCAGAGGAUUCCAGAAUAUAAUUCCCGUAUGGGGGAGGCUGUUCAUCUAAAGAAAAGAUUCAUCGACUUAUUGAUGAGAAAAGGGCGUCAGAAUAAAGAAGAACAAGAACAAGAAAUAAGGAGUUCAUGCAUAAGUCAUUUACAGACCAUGGAGAAAAGAUCCCCAACCACAACCCAGGCCCUCUUUGACCCUGAUGAAGACAGUUUCAUCCCAAAGAUUGUUGUGUUACAAGGACCUGCUGGGAUUGGAAAAACAAUGACCUCCAAGAAGAUCAUGCUGGACUGGGCCUCUGAGGAUCUCUACCAAGACCAGUUUGACUUUGUGUUUUAUCUGAGCUGUAGAGAAAUCAACACCAUCCCUGGAAACAUAAGUCUUGUGGGACUUUUAUCCAGAACCUGCAGACUGAGUUCAGGUGACCUGGUGUCUAUUCUGGAGGAUCCUGGAAGUCAGAGAAAACUUCUCAUCAUAGUUGAUGGGUUUGAUGAACUGAGGUGGACUCUGGAGGAGGAAUCUGAGGGUUGUCCUGACAUUUCUAUGGAAACCCACAAAGAAAUAAUUCUCCAAAGCUUGCUCAGGAGACAGGUUCUCCCAGAAACUUCUCUGAUCAUCACCACAAGAUCACUGGCCAUAAAGAAGCUUAACACAUUCAUUGAUGAUUCUCGCAAUGUGGAAAUCCAGGGAUUUACAAGGCACAAUAGAGAGGAAUAUGUCCAUAAAUUCUUUGGAAAUAAAGAAGAUGCAGACAAGGUUCUCGGUAUAAUAAAAGACAAUGAUGUCCUGUACACCAUGUGUGCCGUCCCCAUCAUAUGCUGGAUUGUCUGCACUGUAAUGAAACAAGAAAUUAAAAAAGAUUUGGGUUUAAUUCGGUGCGAUACAAUGGCUUCAAUUUACCUUCUCUACCUGGAGGUUUUACUAACCCAUCACAGCAAGAAGCAGUCUGUACGCAGGAAACAAACCUGUCUGAAGAAGCUGUGUGCUCUGGCCAAUCAGGGAGUUCUGAACCAACAAAUCUUAUUUGAGAAGAAAGAUCUAGAAAGACAUGGACUUUCUCUGGAUGAGGUGGAGUCUGUAUUUCUGAAUGAGAACAUCUUUCAUUGGGAGGUCCGCACCCAGACCUGCUACAGCUUCAUCCACCUGAGUGUACAGGAGUUCCUUGCUGCUCUCUAUUACGGGAUGGAUGAUGGGUCUGGGUCUAUGGAAGGGACUUUCCUCCCGGAGAUCUGUAAAGGUAAAUCACUCAGUGGCUUCAGUACAGAUUACUCACAUUUAUUCUUAGCCGUACAAUUCCUGUUUGGUCUCUUAAAUGAAAAUCAGAUGAAGACAUUCUCAGAGAGCACAGGAAUCAACAUCUCAUUCCGAGCCAGAUCUGCCAUGAAAGAAUGGGCCAUGAAGGACAUCGAUGAGGCUUUCUGUACUCAUGCCAUCUUCUGUCUGUAUGAGACUCAGGAUGAGGACUUCAUUAGGAAAGUCAUGUCUGGUUGUACAAGUUUGACUCUUUACGGCUCACGUACUGAUCACUUGUGGAUGGACAGAAAUUACUUGAAGCAGCUGAGCUAUUGCUUGAAGGCUUUGAAGAGUGAAAGCUUUAAAUCUUUACAUUUUUCAUCAAUCAUUGUUGGUCCAAAGUGCCAGAAAAAGCUAUUUCCAUUACUACACAGGUGUGAAGAUGUCAGAGCCCUCACCAAUGCGGUCCAGAAACUGCAGGAAGGCUAUGCCCAGAUUGACGGUCAUCUCCAGCAACCUUCAGGGUCACCUGCACCAACAGCCGCAGCUCCUGCACCCACCAGCGGGGCCGCCUCUUCUCAACCUGCAUCAAGCCCCAUGCUAACGGAAAAGGAAAUUCAUCUACCAGCACUGGCCCAAGAACUACACAUCCCCCUGCAGAUCAAAGAUCAAAGCCUCCAAGUCUACCUGGCUGAUGGGUCUCUUCCUCGUUCUGGACUUUUCACACAACAAACAAGGCCCAUCCUUGGCACUACGGACUCAGGCCACCAGGAGCUUCUAAGCUUCGACAUCAUCUUCUCCCCAUGUUUCCCAUCAUCUUGGGGCUCCCCUGGCUACAGGCACAUGAACCUUGCAUCAAUUGGAACAAGAAGGACGUCUCCUUAUCCUCUCCAUACUGUUCCCAGCAUUGCCUUCCUCCAGCUCUCUUUGUGGAGAAAAAAGAUGGUUCCCUAA
Rana temporaria (common frog) is the source of this 2871-nucleotide messenger RNA. RefSeq names its product NACHT, LRR and PYD domains-containing protein 3-like. Gene Ontology annotation, cellular component: cytoplasm. The record is from RefSeq and is a predicted model, not a curated record. NCBI's taxonomy places the organism in Eukaryota, Metazoa, Chordata, Amphibia, Anura, Ranidae. The coding region runs from base 1 to 2871 and encodes 956 amino acids. The transcript is spliced from 9 exons.